GUCCACGCAUAGAGGAUGACGGGGAACGUGUCAGCGGGGUUCUGCACAGUCCCCCCCCGCCUGCAGCUGCUCAAGAUUCAGCGAAAGCGCCGCGGGAAGCGCUCGCCGGGGCUGGCUCCCUAGAAGAGAGAAAGGGCUUCCCAUCAUUCCCUGCGCGACAGCGAAAGCUCCCGGGACUCGCGCCGGAGGUCGAUCGCGUCCUCUUUUCCCUCCCAGGACACCGUAGGCCGCGGUCGCCAUGGGGACCUGAGGUCAGCUUACAUGCCUUGGCCACCGGCUACCCGGUCCCGGGUGUUCGCCGAGCUGGCGCCGCUAAGUGAGAGGGGCCGGGAUGGCUUCUGUGGCGCCGCCGGGGAGAUGCUGCCGAACCUCCGCAGCCACUUGCCCCUCUGCGCGUCCUCGGCACCGCCAUCGGCCCAGAAUCCGGCCCGCGAGGUGCACGUGAGCGGCUCGGCGGAGAUGUGCGGCCCGGACCGGGCGCUGGUUACGGUGAAGGUCAGCAGCACCAAAAACUCGGCCGCCGAGGCCAAGAACAGUGUGGGCCGCCGCCUGGACUACAUCGUGCAGAGCCUGCAGAAACCCGGCAUCCAGGCAAAAAAUAUAACUGUGACAAAGGAUUUUAGUAGAAUAGAAAAUGCUUAUCACAUGGAAGCAGAGGUCUGCAUUACAUUCACUGAAUUCGGAAAAAUGCAGGAUGUUUGUAACCUUCUUGUUGAAAAGCUAGAUAGUUCUGUUAUCAUCAGUCCUCCUCAGUUUUACCAUACACCAGGAGCUAUUGAAAAUCUUAGACGCCAAGUCUGUCUUUGUGCUGUUGGGAAUGCAUGGCGAAAGGCUCAAGAAGUAUGUCAGCUUGUUGGUCAGUCACUUGGAAAACCUCUAUUAAUCAAAGAAGAGGAAACGAAAGAAUGGGAAGGUCAAAUAGACAAUCAGCAGUUAUCUGACCUAGCAGGUUCACUAAGUAUACAACAGAAAAUCCAAAGUGCAACAAUAUAUGCUUCUUCCAGGGUAUUUUUAAACUUUGAAGUUAAAAAAAAAGGAAAAGAAAAAAAAAUGAUUUAAAAUUCUUUAUAACCAAAUUUUUUCGUCUUUGUAUCUAAUUGCCCAAAACCGUGAUUAAAUUUGUAUAAUUUUUAUAAAGUUUUUUUAUACUAAGAUUAAUAUUUUAUAUAGAAUGCCAAAUUUUAUCUGUCAACUAAAAAAAUGGACCCCACAGCAUACUUAAACUUUUGUGUUCUUCAUUUUCAGUUUUUGCUUUCAAGUUCCCACGUUCCCCACAUUCUUCUGUCAUUUUAAUGUCAUUCUUUUUACAUUUUUCUUUUUUGUGACCAUGUGAACAGAAUUUGCAUUAUUAGGUAUGUUUUCUGUUUUCCUGAAUUAAAAAAAAACUUUUAGACUUUGGUUUUCAUGGA
This is a messenger RNA of Phascolarctos cinereus (koala), 1409 nucleotides long. RefSeq names its product interleukin 1 receptor associated kinase 1 binding protein 1 (gene IRAK1BP1). The record is from RefSeq and is a predicted model, not a curated record. Gene Ontology annotation, biological process: positive regulation of canonical NF-kappaB signal transduction; immune response. NCBI's taxonomy places the organism in Eukaryota, Metazoa, Chordata, Mammalia, Diprotodontia, Phascolarctidae.